GGCCAUUUCUCAGUGCGACGCCGUCUGCCUCGUGUCCCGUCUGGAAGCGUGUUCCGUGUGGUGUACGUCUCGUUUCUCGUGUCUCGUGUGCGCCCCAAAAAAUAAGCCAUUAUUUUUUUGGUGGCAAAAGCGCGGCUGCCACGGACAGCAGCGGAAUAGUCUGGCAACAGUCACAAUAAUCGACAAAACGUGAAAACCGCAUAAUUAAUUGCCAAAACAACACCAGCACCGAAACCAAAAAGAAAAAGUAACUAAAUAAAUACCGAAGUGAACGUGAUACGUCCUCAACCCACACAACAGAUAGAUAUAUACUCUACUAUAUAUUGUCCAAAGAGAAGCGAAGCUGUCCACAAUGCGUCGCAACAUCAAACUGAUUGUCUUCGUGAGCAUCAUUUGGAUGUUCGUGAUGGUCUACUACUUCCAGUCCAGCACCGAGAAGGUGGAAAAUCGUGCACUGCGGCUACGUGAGGUGGCAACGGCCAUGCAGCAGCAGUUCCAGGACGACUCCUCGUCGGUGGCGGCUGCGGCGGCGGCGGCGGCGGCAGGAGCAUCCACAGUCCGGCUCUGGGCACCGGCCGGAGGCGGGGUGGGAGGAAUCGGUGGCAGUGGGGCCGAUGAUCCCGGCGGCAAUGUCAUUCUAAUCGGUUCGGUUAAGGACUUUGAGCGCAAUGCGGUCCAUGGCCUGAAAUUGAAUGGAAUUGUGGCGCUGGAAGAGACGUCGCAGGCUCACAGCGGAGGCAUGGGUGGCCGGCUGCCAAUGGCCCCCAGCGGCCGCGCAGGCACUACCGAGGUGGAGUACUUCGACGAGGCGGGCUACAUCAGAGCGGGGGCACUGCGCAACGGGGAAGAUCCCUACAUUAGGAAUCGUUUCAAUCAAGAGGCCAGCGAUGCACUGCCCAGUAAUCGAGAGAUACCCGACACGAGGAAUCCCAUGUGUCGCACUAAGAAGUACCGCGAGGAUCUGCCUGAGACCAGUGUCAUCAUCACCUUCCACAACGAGGCCAGGUCCACGCUAUUGAGAACCAUUGUCAGUGUUCUCAAUCGCAGUCCCGAGCACCUGAUACGAGAAAUCGUUCUGGUAGAUGACUUCAGUGAUCAUCCCGAAGACGGCCUGGAGUUGGCCAAGAUCGACAAGGUCCGCAUCAUACGGAACGACAAGCGUGAAGGCCUGGUCCGGUCCCGGGUUAAGGGCGCCGAUGCCGCCGUCAGCAGUGUCCUCACCUUCCUCGACAGCCACGUGGAGUGCAAUGAGAAGUGGCUGGAGCCGCUGCUCGAGCGGGUUCGGGAGGAUCCGUCGCGGGUGGUGUGUCCCGUCAUCGAUGUGAUCAGCAUGGACAACUUCCAGUAUAUCGGUGCCUCGGCCGAUUUGCGCGGCGGCUUCGACUGGAAUCUGAUCUUCAAGUGGGAGUACCUCAGUCCAGCCGAGCGUUCGGUCCGCCACAACGAUCCCACCACGGCCAUCAGGACCCCGAUGAUAGCGGGAGGCCUGUUCGUAAUCGACAAGGCGUACUUCAAUAAGCUGGGCAAAUACGACAUGAAAAUGGAUGUGUGGGGCGGUGAGAAUUUGGAAAUCUCGUUCCGUGUCUGGCAGUGCGGCGGCAGUUUGGAAAUCAUCCCCUGCAGUCGGGUGGGUCACGUCUUCCGUAAACGGCAUCCCUACACCUUCCCGGGGGGCAGCGGCAAUGUGUUUGCCCGGAAUACGCGACGUGCCGCGGAGGUCUGGAUGGAUGACUACAAACAGCAUUACUACAAUGCCGUGCCCCUGGCCAAAAACAUUCCAUUCGGCAACAUUGACGACCGUCUGGCUUUGAAGGAGAAAUUGCAUUGUAAGCCAUUCAAAUGGUAUCUGGAGAAUGUGUAUCCCGACCUGCAGGCCCCCGACCCACAGGAGGUUGGCCAAUUCCGACAGGAUAGCACCGAAUGCUUGGAUACAAUGGGCCACCUAAUCGAUGGCACUGUGGGAAUCUUCCCCUGCCACAACACGGGCGGAAACCAGGAAUGGGCAUACUCGAAGCGCGGCGAAAUCAAGCACGACGAUCUCUGCCUGACACUCGUGCAGUUCGCCCGCGGCUCCCAGGUGGUGCUGAAGGCCUGCGAUGAGUCGGAGAAUCAGCGCUGGAUCAUGCGGGAGGGCGGCCUGGUGCGACACCACAAGAUCAACGUGUGCCUGGACUCGCGGGAUCAGACGGCACAGGGCGUGAGUGCGCAGCACUGCAACUCCGCCCUCGCCACGCAGCGCUGGUCGUUCGGCAAGUACGCGUGAGAGAGACGCCUGACGGACUAGGCUGGAUAAGGAGACAGAUAGAGCGGGACACAGUGAUAUUUGUGCAAGUGGACGGAAGGAGAAGGAGGAGGAGGAGGAAGCCUAACCUAACUCUAUGUGGAUUGCAUGUGGAUUGUAUGUGUACUGUAUGUAUUCGUUAUGUUUUACCUUACCAAUGUUGAUUUGUUGCUGAACAUAAAACACACUCUCACACACCCGAUUAUAUUACCAUAUAUAGUGCAUACUUGUAAAC
Messenger RNA from Drosophila miranda, 2516 nucleotides. RefSeq names its product polypeptide N-acetylgalactosaminyltransferase 2 (gene Pgant2). The transcript is spliced from 8 exons. The record is from RefSeq and is a predicted model, not a curated record. The coding region runs from base 353 to 2263 and encodes 636 amino acids. NCBI's taxonomy places the organism in Eukaryota, Metazoa, Arthropoda, Insecta, Diptera, Drosophilidae. Gene Ontology annotation, cellular component: Golgi apparatus.